GAUGACCUCACUGAUGACACCCCGCUUUUCCAGUGCUUUGCUCAUGUCUGCAAAAUGCCACAACACUCAAAUUCCAUGGAAAUGCUCCCAAAUCCCAACUCCUCAAAGCUGCCGCCAGCUGACAGGGCUGGGCCAAGGCUGUGCCGCCCCUGCGGGAGCAGCAUAAAAGCCGGCCCAGCGCCUCUCUCCCUGCCACGCUUCUCCUCAAGCCUUCUCCUGCCUUCUCUGCCCACCACCAGGGCCCCUCCACACCACACCCAUGGCCUGCUACGACCUCUGCCGCCCCUGCGGACCCACCCCGCUGGCCAACAGCUGCAACGAGCCCUGUGUCAGGCAGUGCCAGGACUCCACCGUCCUCAUCCAGCCCUCCCCCGUCCGCGUCACCUUCCCAGGGCCCAUCAUGACCUCCUUCCCCCAGAGCUCCUUCGUCGGAUCCACCGCAGGGGCUGCCCUGGGCACGGAGCUCAACGUCCAGGGACAGCCCAUCUCCGGCGGCUUUGGGGCCGGAGGCUACGGCCUGGGCUAUGGCCGUGGCUUUGGCUACGGUCUGGGAGGCCUGGGCUGCUACGCCAACAGGGGCUGCUCUGGCAUCUGCUGAGGCCCCAAACAACUGCCCCAACACCAACUACCCAUGACCUGGAAGUCAGCACAAGUAACAGGGAUUCAUCUCCUUGCCCAAGCUGUCCAAUGGGCUCAGCACUUCCAGCU
Pseudopipra pipra is the source of this 708-nucleotide messenger RNA. Its product is annotated as feather keratin B-4-like. Bases 260 to 598 code for a protein of 112 amino acids. Gene Ontology annotation, cellular component: intermediate filament. Lineage: Eukaryota; Metazoa; Chordata; Aves; Passeriformes; Pipridae. Gene Ontology annotation, molecular function: structural constituent of cytoskeleton. The transcript is spliced from 2 exons. The record is from RefSeq and is a predicted model, not a curated record.